Mya arenaria is the source of this 667-nucleotide messenger RNA. RefSeq lists its product as uncharacterized. Bases 74 to 667 code for a protein of 197 amino acids. The transcript is spliced from 4 exons. The record is from RefSeq and is a predicted model, not a curated record. NCBI's taxonomy places the organism in Eukaryota, Metazoa, Mollusca, Bivalvia, Myida, Myidae.
ACAAUAUUUAACUUUGUCUUUAACAUUUUUUUAUUUAUUUCAUUUGGGACAAGACAGCACAUAACUAAGAAAGAUGGCAGCAUUACUGGGACGUACUGAAGUUGGUGUGAAGGAAUUUGGGAGGACGGUGACGAUCCCCGAUGACCCUAAAGCGAGCCUCAUGUACUAUCUUGACUGUAUCUGUGUCAUUCUCGACAUGAGCGCUACAGCAAACCUAACCAAGCUAAGGAACUAUAAACGAUAUUACAUGUUGACGGAGGCGGAGACGGAUGCCCUCGUGUCUCUUUGCUUUCUCCUUUCACCCGAUGAGCUCAACGGCAAGGUGAUAAUACAGGACGAUGCCAUGUGUGGGGACAGUUACAACGCAUUUUUCGAGAUCAGUGCGGUCCGCCACGAUCUAUUGGUGACAAACAGUAUCCUUAUAGGUGGACAACAGCGCGCAGUCUCGAAGAUCAUGGCAUACAGGCAUCUAUGGAUUUUAAACUACUGGACCACACCGAUGAAAGCGUUCGCAGGUCGCCUAGCAAGGAUCGCGGCCGGUAGUGCGGCACCUCAGCAAUGGCCAGCCACUACGUACAACCAACCAGCCACUGGACAACAGCGUAGCACAGACACCGGCGACGACUGCUGCUGUACAAUUCUUAAGAUUGGUUUCAUUAGAGCAUAG